GGCUCGGUGCCGUCGCUCAACAUCGCCGCCGCGUUGGGCGGCUACCUUGCGAUGAAGGCACGGGCCACAUCUCGCACAUCGAUCGUCCACCUCGGCUCGUCUCUCCACGAUUCCGAAUUUGAACAGGAGAAUUGCGUCGCGCAGACUUGCGCCGUCGCUGGCUACUCGAUGAUUGCGGCCGGAGGUUUCUCCUCCACGCUCCUGGCGCUGAGCCGCGAGGAAUAUUUGGCGAUGGCUGCCGGAGCGGUCGGCGACCAGGCCGGCAACAACGCGGCCGACGCGUAUGAUCUGACGUGGGGCCGCUGCGUCGGUUGGUGCGUCAGCCUCGCCCUUUUCGGUUUCUUCGUCGCGAUUCCGUUGCGUAAGAAGCUCGUGGUCGACUACCAGCUGCUCUUCCCCUCGGGAACCGCCGCGGCCCACCUCAUCCAGAACCUAAACGCGCCCGACGGUGCCGCGUCUGCGCUCGCGCAGUGGACGCGGCUGCGGAGGUACCUUGGCCUCUCCUUCACCUGGUCCGCCUUCAAGUGGGCCUUCACCCUCGAGCGGUGGCCGCUGUUUGGCAUGGCAGCCUUUGAGCGCUACGGCUGGGAGACGGGCUUUCACGCUGGGUACGUCGGCACCGGGCUCAUCAUGCCGCUCCAGGUGUCCCUCUCGAUGCUCCUCGGCGCGGUGGUCAGCUGCGGCGUCAUGGCUCCCUACCUGCAGAACCAUCGUGCGGACUACACCUGUCCGCUGGCCGGCGCGGGCAGUGGCGUCGAUUGCGUCCUCAAGCAGGGCAAGUGGUACAACGGCCAUCUCGAUGCGGGCGGCUCCAUACACGGUCAGUAUGGGUACAAGGUCUUCACGGCCCUCUCCAUCAUUCUGGUGGACGCCGUCAUGAACUUGGUCAAGGUUACCGCCAAGAUCAUUUGCGACCUCCGCGCCCCGGCGGGCAAUGCGUCGCUACCAAGCAAGGCGGCGCAAGCGCCAGACCAAGGCGGGAAGGGCGGCGGCGGCGGCGAUUGCGGGCGGGCCAAGAAUAGCAGCGGCCAUGACGCCGAGAAGGACCGCAUCUUUUGCAGCGAGGCGGUGCCUGCGCGGCUGUGGCUCGGCGGACUCGCGGCGUGUGGCGCGCUGGCAAUGGUGCUGCUGCCGCGCCUCUUCGACGUGACCUGGUACAUGGUCUUCAUCGCGCUGCUUUGCGCGCCGCCCUUCUCGGUCGGCAUCAUCUACGGCACCGGCCUCACGGACCACAACCUCGCGAGCGCCGUCGGCAAGCUCGCGAUGUUUGCGUUUGGCCCAGCGGGGAACGGCUCCAUCACCCCCGCCCUCGUCAUGUGCGGCCUUGUCAUCUCGGUCUGCUCUCAGGCGACGGACCUGAUGCAGGAUUUCAAGGCGGGAUAUCUUGUCCGGGCGCGGCCCCGGGCAAUGCUUGUCGCGCAGCUCGUCGGCGCGCUGUUCAGCUCCAUCAUGGCGCCGUCGCUCUUUGCGCUGUACAUACGCGCAUUCGAGAUUCCGGGCCCAGCGCCCUUUGGCCGCGUUUACCGCGCAAUGGCCAUCGUCGCCACCAGUGGCCUCGACGCACUCCCCGCGCACUGUUGCAGCCUCUGCGCCGCCUUUGCCGCCUUUUCCUUUGCCGUCGCUGCCGCCGCAGAGUCGCCUCGGUGCAGCGCGAUCAAGCCGCUCCUCCCCUCCCCGCUGGCGAUGGGGGUGGGAAUGUACCUUGGGACGUCGCUUGCCGUGGACUCCACCGUCGGCGGGCUGAUCGCCCACCACUGGAGGACCUCCGACCCAGCCGGGUAUGCUGCCUUCUACCCCGUCGUCGGCAGCGGCCUCAUCGCCGGAGAGGGGCUCUGGUCGCUGCCUCAGGUGCUGCUCGCAAUCGCGCGGGUGAAGCCGCCCGUCGCAAUCGGCUUCUCGAGCGGUGGAGCGUGA
Emiliania huxleyi CCMP1516 is the source of this 1914-nucleotide messenger RNA. RefSeq lists its product as hypothetical. The annotation marks the transcript as partial. The record is from RefSeq and is a predicted model, not a curated record. The transcript is spliced from 6 exons. Gene Ontology annotation, cellular component: membrane. NCBI's taxonomy places the organism in Eukaryota, Haptophyta, Isochrysidales, Noelaerhabdaceae. Gene Ontology annotation, molecular function: oligopeptide transmembrane transporter activity.